Molecule: messenger RNA, 1713 nt
Organism: Hordeum vulgare subsp. vulgare (domesticated barley)
Lineage: Eukaryota; Viridiplantae; Streptophyta; Magnoliopsida; Poales; Poaceae
Product: protein CUP-SHAPED COTYLEDON 3-like
Exons: 3
Coding region: 575-1507 (310 amino acids)
Biological process (GO): regulation of DNA-templated transcription
Molecular function (GO): DNA binding
Source: RefSeq, a predicted model, not a curated record
GCCGCGCCACCGGCCGACGCGCACACGCAGGGAGGGGAGGGUGAUCGAGACCGCCGGCCGGACCGGUCGAGCUACAGUGAGGGUAGACAAGCCUUUGUACGUAGUACCGUCGUAUCAUCACCCCCGGCCUUGUGUUGCUUGCUCUCCUACGCUUCUUCCUCCCAGCUACAUACAAUUAUUCCCUCCGGUCCGGGGGCUCCGGUCCGGCAGCGCCAAGCUAUAUAUAUUUCCUUCCUGCCCACCAAGCUCCCAACCUCAUUCAUACAUACUCUGGCAUCACCACAAGUCUCGAGCUACAGCAACAUAGAUAUAUGCCCUGCCUAAUCCCUGCUACCUACCCAGCUAGCUAUAUACCUAGCUUCUUCUUCUCCCCUCUCCUCUCUCGAGAUCUUGUCAAUCUCUUUCUCCUCCGUCUACCUAGCUAGCUACCUCAAUUGUUGCCUGAUAGGCAACGGCAUCAAUUAAUCGAGAUCUCUCAUCCAUAUAUACAAAUUGUAGAGAGAGUCGAGCUGAGCUAGGAGGAGGUCUCGGAGAGAAGGUAGUGCACAGGUAUAGAGAGAGAAGCAUUUCCGCCAUGGGGCUGAGGGACAUCGAGAUGACGCUGCCGCCGGGGUUCCGCUUCUACCCGAGCGACGAGGAGCUGGUGUGCCACUACCUGCACGGCAAGGUGGCCAACCAGCGCCUCCCUGGAGGAGCCGCCGGGACCAUGGUGGAGGUCGAUCUGCACGUCCACGAGCCAUGGGAGCUGCCAGACGUGGCGAAGCUGAGCACAAACGAGUGGUACUUCUUCAGCUUCCGCGACCGCAAGUACGCGACGGGGCUGCGCACGAACCGCGCCACCAGGUCCGGCUACUGGAAGGCCACCGGCAAGGACCGCGUCAUCCGCAGCCCGAGGUCGUCGUCGUCCCGCCCCGGCCGCGCCGCCAUCGUCGGCAUGCGCAAGACCCUCGUCUUCUACCGCGGCCGCGCCCCCAACGGCAGCAAGACCUGCUGGGUCAUGCACGAGUUCCGCAUCGAGAACCCUCACUCGCCACCCAAGGAGGACUGGGUGUUGUGCAGAGUUUUCCACAAGAAGAAAGCCGACACGGAGUACGCCAUGGACGGCGAGCAGGAGAUCGUCGGCGGCAUGGCUCGCAGCGCCGCUGUCGUUAGCGGAUCCAACUACGUCAGCUCCUCGUCCUGCCACGAUCCGGAUCAGUACCACCACUCGCCUGCGGCGGCCCUGUUCCCGCCCCUCGGCGCCGGCGGGCAUCAUUACCAGCUCACGUCCUGUGAUAAUCACCACCCCCUUGGCACCGCCGGCGUCUCCCUGAGCGACGUUGACGCCUUCGCCGGUAUGCCGCAGCUGCUAAACUACGACAGCAUCGUUGACUUCAGCCAGCAACUCCAGGGCGGUGGCGCAGCGGCGGGUUUGAGAGACGGCGCCGGGGAUCAGUGUGGUGGGCCGCUGAUGGACCUAGGGCUGGAGGUGCAGGAGGAGCACUACAACUACAACAGCUUGAUGUAGAUGUGAAUAUAUGAUGUGGAUCGGUGGGUGCUAGCUGCAUGCUGCUAUUGCUCGGCCAUAGACGCUAGUGUGUAUCUGGCCAUCGUUAUUCGUUUGUGAUCUUGUGCAGAUUUCCUUGUUUAUAUAUGCAUGUAGUGUAGGGUACAAGCAUAUAUAAUACAUACAUAUAUACUAUUGCAUUUGGUUAUAUAAAGUUGAUUAGGAUA